AGAGUCUUUUAGCACAAAUGAAACUGUGACAUCAUGUGACGUGUUUCAGUGAAAAUGAAACUGAAGCUCUUUAAAUGACUCAGCUGCUCUGAAGUUAGAUCCUGCAGGUUGUCACGUCUUUCUAGCAGACAUGGAGGGAGACUGUGAGGAGAAAACCACCACACAGGAGGGAGAAGAAAGAGGAAACAGUGCUGCAGAGGCUACAGGGAGUGGACCAGAGGAAGCUGACAGCAGACUGUCUCUGAUCACCUGGAACGUGGACGGUCUGGAUGCUGAGGAGCAGCCAGAGAGAGCCAGAGGUCUCUGCUCCUACCUGACCUCACACUCCCCUGAUGUGGUGCUUCUGCAGGAGAUGAUCCAACCCUACAUCCGCUUCCUGCACAAACGUCUGGCCGCCACCUACACAUUCAUCCAAGGCGGUGAUGAGGGUUAUUUCACCGUGAUGCUGCUGAAGAAGUCUCGGGUGUCUCUGCUGGACAGCCAGAUAGUCCAGUAUCCGAACACUUGCAUGAUGAGGAACCUGCUGCUGGCUCAGGUGAUGUUCAGAGGCCAGAAGCUCUGCCUGAUGACGUCCCACUUGGAGAGCUGUAAGGACUACGCAGGAGAGCGGAUGAGGCAGCUGCGACUGGUGAUGAAGAGGAUGGAUGAAGCUCCUGAUGACGUCACCGUGCUGUUUGGAGGCGACACCAACCUGAGAGACGCUGAGGUGUCCAGAGUGGGUCUCCCCAGCAGCGUCUGCGACGUCUGGGAGCAGCUGGGAGAGCCGGAGAGCUGCCGCUACACCUGGGACACUCAGCUCAACACCAACAAGGACGUCCGCUUCAAGUGCCGCCUCCGCUUCGACCGGCUCUACCUGCGGAGGCCGGCCCAGGACGGACUCCCACGGCUGGACCCCGACAGCAUGGCUCUGGUGGGCCUGGAGAAGCUCCGGUGUGGCCGCUACACCAGCGACCACUGGGGGAUCUACUGCACCUUCUCUGUCCAGUAGAAACCAGUGUCCUGUACUUUUACUAAAACAAUUUUAAAAAUGCACAACCUCUCGUCUUUAUCAUACACACCCAAUGUCCACUGAAAAGCAACAGUCUAAAGCUGGGGGGCGAACAUGUGGCCCGCGGGCCAAAACCGGCCCUCCAGAGGGUCCAAUCGGGAGAAGUCGUAAACUGUAAAUUUGUAAAACGAGAAAUUUAAAAUCAUUUCUAGACCACGACAAGUUGUUUUGAUCAUAAAAUAAAAUACUAUUCAUUGUU
This is a messenger RNA of Amphiprion ocellaris (clown anemonefish), 1247 nucleotides long. RefSeq names its product tyrosyl-DNA phosphodiesterase 2-like. The transcript is spliced from 6 exons. Gene Ontology annotation, cellular component: PML body; cytoplasm. Gene Ontology annotation, molecular function: single-stranded DNA binding; 5'-tyrosyl-DNA phosphodiesterase activity. The record is from RefSeq and is a predicted model, not a curated record. Lineage: Eukaryota; Metazoa; Chordata; Actinopteri; Pomacentridae. The coding region runs from base 131 to 988 and encodes 285 amino acids. Gene Ontology annotation, biological process: double-strand break repair.